Messenger RNA from Numida meleagris (helmeted guineafowl), 11287 nucleotides. RefSeq names its product lysozyme g-like. The record is from RefSeq and is a predicted model, not a curated record. Gene Ontology annotation, molecular function: lysozyme activity. The coding region runs from base 8862 to 9512 and encodes 216 amino acids. NCBI's taxonomy places the organism in Eukaryota, Metazoa, Chordata, Aves, Galliformes, Numididae. Gene Ontology annotation, cellular component: extracellular region. The transcript is spliced from 4 exons. Gene Ontology annotation, biological process: defense response to Gram-positive bacterium; peptidoglycan catabolic process.
AGCAGUUAGUGAUGCUUCCCCAGAAAAUAGUUUGAGCAGCGCGUGGCUUGGGGAACUCUGUCUGAAAGCAUUUGUUGGAUAAAAAGAAAAAAAUCUUUUUAAAUCCUCGUUAACAUCUUUCUAGCUUCCACAUCAUUUGGCAAGGAGUCCACAAUUUAACUGUGUUGUGUCAAGAACUACUUCCUAUUGUUUUCAUUGAAUUUAAGUUCGUUGAAUUUAGUCAAUGAGAAACUUAGUCACUAAGUUUCAUUGAAUUUAAGUUUCUAAUUUUUCUCAUUAAAGGAGACAAGAAGCAUUCUAAGAUUUUUUUCUCUAUCUGUUCAUCUUCCAGUUCUCUUUAAACUUAUAACUAUUUAUCAUCAGUAAAGCACCACAAGUUAUUAGUACAGGAAUUGUACAUUUUAAGAGGAUUGCUUACCUUAUGGUGCCAUAUCAUGACAUUGCAUAACUUAACUACAUUGCACUGUAAGUUGUAAAACAGGUUUGUAUAAUUACAUGGUUUUGAAGGUGUGAAUUUUUUAGCAGAUGCUUUGUACAAGAGAGUAGGCUAGAGAAAAGAAUUCAGGAGAAACCUUGAUCUGUUUAGGUGUCGCACAGCACACUGUGUACUCUUUCUUCAGUAAUGGACUGAAUUUUCAAGGGAGAGCUUCCUUAGAAGGUGAUAUAUAAUUUCUGGCUAGGUGAAGAGUUGGUGAUUUUUUUUUUUUUCAACUUUCAAGAUCAUAGUUUGCUGUGUGCUGGAGGACUUUUUUUAAGGUGGUACUUUGAAUUGGCCCAAAAAACAUUCGAGUGGGUCUAGUUAGUUCUUGCUGCCUUGUAGUGGAGAAUGCCAUUGGGCCAGCCCAGCAAUAUAACUCUGUAAGUAAGUUUAAACAAUAAUAAUUAUAUUUUAUUUCAGUUCAUGUACAUGGAAAUAAAAUUAUUUUAAUUCUAAUGUUGACUUUUGCAUUCUUUCCAAUAAGGUGGUCUAGUUGCUAUGAGUUAUUUUCUUUCAGUGUUCUGUCAAAAUUGCAUGUGUUCUUGCUAGAUUUGUAUCAAGCUUCUGACAUUUCUAACAUUAAGACUUCACUUUGAGAAAGCAAUCAGCUUAAGAUGUAUGCAGCUGCCUAUUAGUGUAUUAGAAGUGGGAAGCAGGCUUGCUUCAAGUUGAGCUCUUUUUUCAGUUCACAAACUAACUGCACUGGAACUGAAUUUAGGAAACAAAUGUUCCAACUGCAUUGUUAAGAGUGCCUUAGAAGGGCUCAUCUCUGAGUUUUAAUUACAUUGAAGAGGCUGUGGAAAUAUAAAAUCCUGUUUAAAAUCGUUGUAUGUUCCAUGACAUCCAUUUAGGCAGUUGCUUGUCAAGACUGUGACGUGUUGCACUGUUAAAGGUUAAUCAGUUCUGUGUGUGAAUAGCCUCAUUACACACUCAAUACAAAUGCUGUGGUUUCAUGUCUCUCUAAGCUGCUAAUUUUUCUCCAGGCUAAUCUGUUCUACCUGUUCUUUCAUCUGCCUUGUAGGAUGGCCUCACAUGCUCCAGUGCUGAUGCAAAAAGCUUGCAAGGAAUUUGUGGUUUGGGUAAAAGAGGAGCUUGAGACUUUAUUGAUUAGUUUAUUUUCAAGUAGCAACCACAGAUCUGCCUGCUUCAAGUCUUUUUGUGUCUGCUUUCUCCAUUUUCUGACUGGAAUGAAGACUUAAACUGCCACAGAACAGUUAUUUGUUAGUUUUCCAUUCUUGACCUACAUAUUACUUUGAGAUGAUCAAUCCAAAGCCACUGAUUUUUUUUAUUCUUUUUUCAUCUGAAAUGUAGAAAUUCUUUAAGUUAUGGAAAUUUCUUUGCAUUUGGGGGAACAAAUUUUUCUUUGGCGGUGAAGCUCAGUCAUUUUGUGGUACUGGUUAUUAGGUCAAAUGUCCAUGAUAGUCAGACAUGUUUCAGCAAGCUAGAAGAGGGAACAAUAAGAAGAACACUUAACAAAAUGUCAACUGUAAAAAUUUGGAAAGCACAAAGCUUGAUUUUGUCACCAUUUAGUAGUAAUGAAGCUGAUAGAAAAGAUGGGAAUACACAGUACCCAGAAAGGGCACGGGUUGCAAGUGAUUAGUUGCUUUCAGCUGUAAGAUGAUGUACAUAAGGAGGUAAUUAACUAAGGCUACUGAACAUAGACUAAUUACAGAAUGGCACCUGGUGUGGCAUGUGCCAGCCCUGCAGGGCUAUUGUGGAAUAAAUACGUGAGAAAUGUUCACGUAUAGCUUUUGAGGCUAUGAGGCUUAUGUGUGAAUGUAAUAUUAAUAAUGAUUAGUGUUUAAGUGUGGGCUUGAUGCUUCCACAAAGUAAUCAUUAAUGUACAGAAUAAUGAGGUCGGUACUGUUCAGCUUAAUGCUACGCUACUUGGGCUUGACUGUGUUCCAGUCGCUGAUUGAUGCCACUUGAAGCUCGGGAUGCCCUGGUUGAGAAACCUACCUAACUAAAGGGCUGAGCUGAGCUUUGGGAUUUGGAAAGUAUGAAGAAGUUUGGUCUCUGAAAGAGAUGAGGCAAAUUCUGAAGCGCAUAACAAAUCAGCAGCUGCUCUCAGACCCCAUUAGUAGCUCGGGUCCCCUGCAGUCGUAAUAGGGACUGCUCAGGAAGGCAGGUGCUAAAGAUGAAUAGAUUUUUUCCAGUCCUGUGCUCCAAGGAAUCCAUUUUGUGCCAUUUUUUCUUCUGGAAAUUCUAAAAUGAAUACUUCUCUACAGAAACGUCUAUAGAAGAUGAGCUUUGAACAACAGGUGUAUUAAUGACACUGUUAUUUUCCUCCUGUGUGUACACACACACACACACACACACACACACCAAAUUGGUGCAGGAAUAAUCUGCCUUCUGGGCUCACUGCAUACUCAUUAGCCAUGUAUUCCACUUCUUUUGAAGAGUUGUCAGUCAUUGGUUGACCUGUCUGUCUUUCUAGAACAGCUGUAUCCAACAGCUGGAGAGUGGAGGUUAUACUCCCAGGUUUAAGAAGAGCCCCUGGGAGUCAGAACUGGAGGCUAUGUGAUGUUAGGGUAGAAUUCUUAAGUGUUGUUCUGAGGUAAAUAGAAAGGUUCCCACUCAUCUGAGCAAAUUACUGCUCUGAAGAUCUAGAUUUACUUCUUGUUAUUGAAUCUUGCUUUUGAGCUUUCACAACCCCGGAGAGUUUGUAUCAGAUGCUGUAAGAGGGUGUGUACACCUGUACCAUCUUCAUCAGCGAGCACAUGAAACAUACAGACAAUCACCAGAAAAUAUAUCUCGUUCAAAUUUGGUGAAUUAAUUUCAUGUGCAUGUACACUGAGAGAUAUUAGCUCCUUUUUGAUGAAAAGAGGGUGUUAAGAAAACUUGCUUUUAGGGAUCCCAUGAGACACGGUCUGAGGCUACAAUUUUGGGACUAGCUAUUACACUAUUACAACCAUGGAUUGAGCUGCCUGAAAUAAACCACCACUGGUCCAGGAGCUACUUAACUGUGUAGCUCAGCCUUGGAUUUGUGUUGCUAUGCUUUGCCUUUCUUAACACAACCUGUACAAACGUCUUCUACCCCAUGGUAGAUUUUAACAACAUGAUUCCUUUUAAAUAUGCUUGCACAUAAUUAUCUACUUCACAAACAAUGCAUUGCUAAACGUUGGCUUUUCCCAGGAUGACACUGUAUGAAAAUCAGGUGAUUGUAACAUAUGAAAGCAAAUUAAUUCCUUUCCUGUUCUUCUUCCUUGCUAAUUGUUUCUUCUGUUAGUGUGCUGCCCUACAAAAAAAGCCUGAAACUGUUUCCUGUUUGGUUUCCAAAAUGUUGGCAGUCCUCAGUGCUUUGUACCAUGAAUUCCAGGCACACAGAAAAGCUCUUAAUAGUUAUCAUGAUUAAUGGGUAAAGUUAAUUAUUCAUAGAUGUUAGCCUGACAUCCCCGUGAGUCACGGAUGUGCUAUCCUCCUUUUAUAUGUGGGAAACUACAACAAGAUUAGCUCUGCUGGAGGAGCUAGGAACACCAAGAACUAGGUGCUCCAGUAUCUAAUUGCAGCCUUUUCCUGGAACUCAUAUUUUGGGAGUAGGCUGCUCAGCUUUCUUUUUGGUGUGUGGUGCCCCAGGAUAGGAUUGAAGGCAUCCAGAAGGCUGUUGAGCGCUGUGGAGUGAGCUGCUAUGAAAUGUUCUGCCCAGGUACAAAGCUUCUCUCUAACCUCACUUCUGAAGCUUUGUGGGACUGUGGGACUGGGAAGAGGGAGCAAAAGGAAAAAGUGACUUAGUAGAUUAUGAACUGGAAGAAGUUAGGAUUCUCUUCCCUAUUCCCAGUCCAGUAUUCCCGGUAUUUUCCACUGAUUUUUAUUUGUUUUGUUUUUGUGUGUGUGGUGUUUUAUUUUUUUUCCUCAUAUGUGAUAUAAAACACCAGUGCAGCCUCAGGUAUACGGAGCUGAUAUGUCUGUGCCUCCUUGCUACUGAAAGAUCUUGCUGCCAGGCUGCAGAGCUAUUCCCCUAUCUUCACCUUGGCUUCCUCUGCAGUUCUCUUGUGCUCCAGCACACAGUAUCACAAGCUUGACGGGCUAAAAAGCAAACACACAGACAUCUUCUUGGUGUGGCAUGUAAGUGCUUUACAAAAAAAAGGAAUUUAAUAUUGGUUUCUGCCUACAAGAGGUUAUCUUCUAACUAGUGAUGGCUACUCCCCUCACUGGUUUAAACAGAGUAGGCAUCACAGCCACCUUUUGUGAGAAAACACAUGAAUUUAGGUUGCAAACUCCCAUUUGCUCAGGGAUUUUGACACUGAGAGACAAAGACCAGAGCCCGGUCCUUAGAAGGUAAGGACCAAGCUGCUCUGUCUGGGCUGUUUCAGACUUGUACAAGAACUGAAGUACAGCUCAGUCAAGUGAGUGGAACACAGUUCUGGAGACCAACAAUGCCCAGGCUGAUGCUUUAUGAGUUUAUACCCUUUCCUUUCUUGAACUCUAAAUGACCUGUUUUAAGUGAUGUAUCUGUGGUUAAGCUGAGAUAUGAACUGAAUUCUCAGUGCACUGAGUUAUUUGCUAGACUAUCUUUCCUACAGUAAAGUUCAAAGUCUUUCAGAAAAGAGAAGAAAAAUACUCAUUUUUGUUUCACAAUGGCUAGAGAGAAGCUUUGUGAAUAUUGGGAUGUUGUUUCAGUGCUCACCUGCAUUCUUCAUAAAGGCAAUACAAGGGAGGAAACUGUGGCCCUCAGCAGCUGUUCAGUUCAGAGCACAUCCGACAAACGUGAAGCCCUUCUCAACACAAUUUUGCUAUUGUUAUUUAAGAGAUAUACUCGACAUAGAAAAGAAAAUUAGUCUUAAGUUGGCCAUACCCCUUCAAAAGGUGAAACAGCUCUGCAGGGUUUGCCUGAGAUGAAAGCGUUUAGGACUAACAAGCCCAUGAGGGGAUGUUACAGAUGCAUCUUUAACCGGUCAGUUAGCACUAGGCAUCCCCUGUGUGUCAGCAUGGGCAGUUUCCCUAUAAAGCGCUUAUAAAGCCAGUGAAUACCUGGUGUUACCUAUAAUUACAUCCCAGACAAAAGGAAUAGCCUGAGAAAUGCAUCUGCCUGCUGAUGUUAUGAAACCAGGGCUGAAGCAUGCAAAAGAGAUGGUAAUUAGUAUGGGUAUAUUUCCAGGUAAUUUCAAAUAGUGUUCUCGCUGUCCCAUGGAACAUGAUGAUAGAAUCUUCAGCCUGAAGGAGAAUGGCAUGCAAUAGAUAACGCGUUCAAAAUAGAGCAUCAUUUUGAAAAUCGUCUCCAUUAAAUGGGAGAGGAAAAAAAAAGAAAACCCUAAAAAGUUUGUAGAUUAUGGGCAUGGGAAAGCAGAACAAAAAAGUGUAAAUCUAUAAGUAGAGAAGAACUAGUGGUACUGAAUCUUGUGCUCUUGUGGAUAUUGUAUGCUUUAGAUCUCAGGUGCAUCCCUUUCUAAAAUAAGCAUAAAGUUGUAGGGUAGCAUUUUUGACCACUCUGUAUUCCCUAUAGCUCAGUGUAACAGCAGCUUAUUGCUGCAGUCCGGCUGUGGGUGCCAGGAAGCUUUCCUGCUUCUUAAACUUCGGAAGAUGAAGAUACCAUAUGCACCCAGUGCAUAACAACGGGGCUAGAUUCCCCAGCAGAACUCCUCUCCUCACUGACACAAGAUCUAGGUCCCUGAUAGCUGUAUUCAUGGGUUUUAGGGGGACAUGGCCCACUUGAUCAUAUCCUGCGCUUUAAAGACUCACAACCGUUGUUUGUUUUGAACUUAGAAAUUAGUAUCUGGCCAAGAUAGUAUUUCAUACUCAGAAAAUCUCAAGCGCAAAGGAGAGCAAAAAAAAGAAAAAAGAAAAAAAGAAUAAAAGGAUUUCUAGUUUAUUAAAUGACAAAAAGAAAGCUACCUGGAGAAAAUCUUGCUUUGUAAGCCUACACCCCUGCUAGGCAGAGUCGGGUGAAGGGAAAAAGGAAGGAAAAGAGAGAGACAUUGGCCUCACAGACCCAGAUCUUUCAGUCUCCAUGUGACUCAGUUGGUUUUGGUAGCUUCUAUACACAAAAAGUUCCCCGGCCAUAUGGUGUAAAUACUCUUCUUCCUCAGCUGCAGCAUCCCUCUUCCCCAGGUAGGAAAGUCAAACCUUGCCUCUGCUCUCAAAGCCUGUUAGCCACCUGCCCAAAUUAGGCUGGCAGUAAGCAAUGAAGCAGAGAUAUGGUUUUCUUUAAUUGUCCCUUUUGGAAUUCCUAUGGAAGUAUGACAAUUGCCAAACUGAAAUCCUUGAGGAAAUAAGACAAAAACCCUUGCAGAAAUGUGCCCAGGCUGAUCUGAGAUAUAAAGCAAGGAGAACACUAUGAGGGAUCUGAUUUUUGCCUGUCCCCGCCACUGAUUCAUUGCAAUGCUUUCUGAAAGUCAUUUAUGGAGCAUCAGUGUAGUCACUGAUGGAGGAAAAACAAUAUUUACUUCCUUUCACAGAAAUGUCCCGAGUCUUAGUAACCACUGCUUGUACAAAUCUUUGGAUGAAAGGAAACAUAAGAGUUCAAAGCUCUUAUUAUAUACUGCUCGUUACACUUUAUAACAGAUGUCAUCACUCUAGGUAGGAAUUAACAUUCCAAAGCCCAGAGGGUGGAUACCUUUUCAUUCCCAUAUAUAUAAAACUCAUCGAGUGACCUGCCUCAAAGCAAGGCCAGCUGAAGACGGGUGAGUCUGAAUCCACUCAGAGUAGCAAUUCAGGGAAGAAACCUUGGUUUUUGCUUUGCUUUACUGUUUUGUUAUUAUUGCAAUUGUUGUGCUGUUUCUGCUUAAGGCUUGUGAUAAUUUUUGUGGUGGGAGAGAAAACAAAAAGGCUGAUAACUUGAAACUUUACAUGUUAAUUUUCUGCACGUAGGAGCAGCUACAAACCAUAGAGCUAGAUGGGGCCCCAUAUGGAUUUGCCAUUGAAUUAAGAGGUAUUGGGUCAAGUUGUGCUGAUCCAAUAUUCUAUUCUUGCAAAUAGAAUCAUGGAAUCGUUUGAGUUGGAAGGGACUCUGAGAAGUAAUCUAGUCCAACUCCCUUGCAAUGAACAGGAACACCUACAGCUAGAUCUGGUUGCUCAGAGAAAUACUCAGUGUUAGGGCUCAAACUGAGCUGCUGCAGGUACCCAGCUCAGGCAGUGGGCUUUGCUGCCUGAAUAAGCUCUCUCAGGGCAUGGGAGUCUUUCCGAUGAUUUGGAUGGACUGUGUUCAGGCAUCCAUGAGGUCUAGUUUACAGUAGAAAUAACUAUUAGACUGGAGAAAAGGUCAGGCCUUAUUAAAAUCAAUAAGGUAUAUUCAGGUGUUAAUAGCAUUGCAGGAUGAUUGCCUGCAAGGAUUGUGGCAUUGUUUUGUACUGAAAACCCUCCUGGGGGGGAAAAAACAUUUGUAAGUUGUAAAAGUGCAUAGUUUUAAUGCCCUCUGCAGCAAGGCAAGUGGAAUUGAUGUUUUUUUCCAGUCAAUAGCUAUUAUCUGAUGAUAUUUUGGAAUUUUAUUAAUAAAUGCAAUAGGCAUUUACUACUGAAGUGAUUAUCUGUCAUUAUCACACACCUGAAUAUAUGCAGAGGUAUUAUUGCACCAGCAAACGACAGGCUGAAACAUCCCUGAUGACAAUGGCCCCUGGCUUAGUGCUUCCCUCUCAGUGUGAUAGUGAUAGUGAUGGUGUGGUGGUAAAAGUGGUGGAGGAGAUGCCCCUCCAAACCCUCCAGAAUAAGUAGGAAAUAAGCAGGUGGGGCUCCCAUCUCCUCCCACCACCACGCUCUGAAGCCACCAGGUGAUGGGAAGGAGCAGGGGAGCUUUUGCCAUGCGCACUUUCUUCCUGGGCUGCUGAAUAUCAGCUCCAACUUCUUCAUGUUGUGUUUUCAGGUGUCCUGGGGCAGCUGAGGAGAGCCAUCGCCAUGGUCGCUGCAUUGCUUUUGCUGGGCCUUUCGGCCCUGUUUGGUGAGCCUGGGCUCGGGUUUGGUCUGCUGUGGAGAGCUCUCUGCCACACAGAGUCACAGAAACACCCAGCCAGCCUUAACUGGCCUGUCUGCCUGCUCAGAAUGAUCUCACAAAUGUCACAGGCUGUUAGACGAAGCCUAUCAAUUUCUUGGUUUUUGAGGAAAUAGGGCAAUUUUCCCAGGCUGAGGCAUGCACUCUUCCCAAUUAAUUCCCCUCUGAGCUGCAGAGGGAUGCAGGAGGUGUUCCCAACCAGAGUGCUCGGGUGCCACCAGCCAUCAUCUGAGGGGCCUGGAUGCUGGGGGACAUCAAUAAGUAAAUAUGGAGGAUGUGGUUCCUUCCCCACAGCAACCUUUACACCUAACAGGGAAGAUGGCCUGUUUGUGUAAAAUGAUAUUUAAUUUACUUCAACCUAUCUGACUAGAAAAUAAUAAAUUCCUGUUCUUUCGCUGUUAUUGACAAUGUCACUGAUGGGCGGCAGUGGCAGCAGAAUAAGCACACGAGGUGGUUUGAAUCAUGGGUCUGGAUGAACACCUCACGCUUGUAUUCACCUGUAAUAAGCUGUAUGAUAUUGCUGUGAGAUCUAAUGUUUCCAAACACCUCUUUUCAGCUCCAUCCGUGAGUUACAGUUGCUAUGGUGAUAUCAGUGCUCUUCAAGCCCCCACAAUUUCCUGCACAGCUGUAAGAGCCCAGGACUGUGGCCCUGCUGCUCUGAGGAGGACGGUGGAAGCGGAUGUCAUCCGCCUGAGGAAAUAUGAGGUGCCCAUUAAGAGAGUGGCCAGAAGGCUGUGCUUGGACCCAGCGCUCAUUGCUGCCAUCAUCUCGCAGGAGAGCCGUGCCGGCCUGCUGCUGAACAACGGCUGGGACGAGGGCCGGCAGCGGUACGGCCUGAUGCAGAUUGACAGGCGGUACUACCAGCCCUUUGGGAUGUGGGACAGCGAGGAGCACAUAAACCAGUGUUCGAGCAUGCUGGUGGCAGGAAUCAACGAAGUGAGGGCAAGGCACCCUGCCUGGAGCUGGGACCAGCAGCUGCGAGGCGGGAUUUGCACCUACCAUGCAAGAGCUGGCAACCUCCAGGUCUACGAUGAAGACCCCUGCAGCACAGACAACAGCUAUGUCAACAGUGUGAUCAGGCGGGCCCAGUACUUCAAGAGUAAUGGGUUCUAGCCCAGUGACCCACUGCCACCAAGCCUCCUCUACAUGUAGACUAGCCCAGUAGUGACAGUAGUACCCAGAGCCUCUCCAGGGUCCUGGCAGGACUGAUGUGACUCCCAGGGAUAACACGCCACGAUCUUGAGAACACACCUUUAGAAGUCAGAAAGUGACAUUCCAGUGAUGCUAAAGUGUUGGGUGAGGAUGCUCCUUUCAUCAGGAGCUGAACCUGGGGCUGUUCAUGCAUCUCCCAGGUGCAGAUGCAAACAGCACUCCCUCAGCAUGGGCUGUGCUGUUCCUGUUCUCUCUUAGAAAUAGGACAAAGAACCCGUUGAGUUUCCUCCCCCUUGACAGUGCUGGCUGCUUGCCAAUGAAGAGGCUCCUCCCUGUCUUCCAUCACUCCAUACACACCUGCCCCAGGAGCUAUGUCACAGCAUUAGUGUUGGUAACAACCUCUCCACCUUCCCUGCUUUGCCUUUGGAGCAUUUGUACUGAAGCCCACCAAGUUUAAAAGCAUUUCAUCUGCUGUCACUCUGUCCUGCCAGUCUGCCUGACGUCUAAUUAGGAGUGGAUUAGCUCUGGGUUUACAAACUGUUUGAAAGUAUUUUCCAAUGCGGAUGGUUCUGGGUGCAAAUUUAGGUUUACUGAGAAUCAAAAUAAAGAGAAAUGUUGAAUUCCGAUUUUUUGUUUGUUUGACAAUCAACUCAUCUUGCCUGUUUCACAACUCAUCUUGCCUGUUCACCUGUGACUUAAGUAAUUAACCUAGUCUGGGAUUUCUGAGAGUAGAAAGAUGAAAACUGAGCUGGGAGACUCAGAGACUGGGCACACAGAAUCCUGGGAAAAGGAAACAGAGACAUUCAUAUUUAGCUUUGCUCACCACUGACGGUUGGACUCAACGAUCCACUGACUGAUGGACUAGUGGUCUUUUCCAACCUUAAUGAUUCCACGACUGUUUUGGGGGCAGCAGGGCAUCUACCUGGCAGCUGUCACCAGCUCUGAUGCAGAAGCUGCAUCUCACAGUUGCCAUCCAGGAGGGCUGGCACAGGCACGGUGAAAACUGAUUUGGAGACAGCUUUUGCAAGCUGAGCAAUUUCAGCGCUGUGCUCCUUGGUAUCCUGCUGUGUCACCAGUCACUCGCCUGCUUACCAUCACAGCAAGGACUGCGUACAACUGAAAUAUUUGUAGGCAGAUUCACAUUUAUAAUCUCUGGAGGCCAGGGGGAGCUAUAGGACAUCUCUAACAUUACUGCGCUUUGUUGUUUUUUUUAAGACUCCAGGAAACAGCUUACUGUUGAGCUAUCAGAGGUAUUCAACUAAUUACUAAUUAGUCUGUAGUGAACUCUGUGCUGUACUCAGAUAAUUUUAGUAAAACACUAUGUUACAAUACAGGCUCACAUCACUCACAGUUUGAUUAUCUCUACUUGAAACAGUUUAUAUAACGUUCAUAGGUCAAAGUCUUUGCUCUAAACCUCUAUCUUAUACAAACCUCAUACAUUAUGCACAGUGUAUAUUAACACUUUUGGUAGAGCAGUGUAAACUUCACAUGGGCUGGGGGCAGGGAAUCUUAUUUCUUCCCACAUCUGUAGAGUUGGUUUUUGAGUUUAGAAGAUUCAUCGAAGUGGAGAUUUCUUUGGUUCCUUUCACAAUGCCCUUAUCUGCUGCCACUAGGAUGUGUAGCUAUCCCUGUGGAUCUCUGCAUGCAUUCAGAGUCCCAUUUCUGCGUGUGUUACCUGUGAGGCCACAUUUCCACAUCUUGCUCCCACCACCGGAGGGGCAGCACGUCUUCGGAUG